Molecule: messenger RNA, 465 nt
Organism: Diversispora eburnea
Lineage: Eukaryota; Fungi; Glomeromycota; Glomeromycetes; Diversisporales; Diversisporaceae
Source: the annotation of a GenBank genome assembly
AUGUUACGAAAAUUUCCUCUAAUUUUUAGAUUCUUUAAUUCAAGAAAAUUGAUUUUUCCUCACGGAUUCGCAAAAUAUAACUAUUUAUCAAAUAAAUUAUUGCAAACUAAUACCUUACAUGUUACAAAAAGAUUUUUGAAUCAAAAUGAGAAAUCAGUUUUUUUACGUGAAUUUAUUGCAAUUCAUAAUAAUACUGGAAUUAAACAUUGUUGGAAGUGUAAUUCAGAGAUAGAUUUUCGAUCUCCUCGUUGUGAUAAUAAAGAAUGUGGUGUUAUUCAAGAACCAUUAUCCGAGGAUCUUAGUUAUUUUGAAGUGUUAAGAGUAAACGAAGACCGAGAUUUUACUCCAACCUUUGAUAUCAAUUUGAAUCGUUUAAGGAGUUCUUUUUUAAAACUUCAACAACGAUUUCAUCCUGACAGUUAUGGAUUUAAGGACUCAUCACUGCUUGAUAAAAACAUUCUUUAG